CCACAUCCGUAAUUAAAAAGUAGCGCCCCACACGGCCAAUCCGCACACUGCUUGUGUUUACAGCCCUCCCCCACGCCACCGCCCCCCUGCGUGACGCGCAUGCGCAACAGCCGCUCAAGGCCGCCAUUUUGUGCGGAGCCUACUCUGCAAAAGCGGGAGAGGAUUAAAACUGCUGGAGGUGAAGGACGCAAUUUAACUCCGUCUCGUACUGAAGGAAGAACAAACCCUGGGCUUUCUAUCGAUUUCAACGCGAGAGUAAAUCACCAAACGCAGGUAUUACCCAUGGAAGGGGGACCGACUGAGGCAGUGGUGGAAGAUGCAGGUGAUGCUUUCAAGGCCAAGGAAUGUAAAACAUACCAAAGGCGACGAGAAGAUGAGGAAGUGGGUGAAUUGCUGCAGGCUGCUGGGUUAGAGCAAGCCCAGGCUGAAGGAGAGCAUGUGGUGGAAGCUGUCAACAGCAGUGUGGAGUUGAUGGUGAUGGACUCCCUGGACCCUGCCCUGCUCCAGAUGAAGACCGAAGUCAUGGAGGCUGCUGUUGGUGUGGCUGGUGCUGCCCAUGAAGCCACUGUCACCACCGUCGAUGAUACUCAGAUUAUCACCCUGCAGGUGGUGAACAUGGAGGAGCAGCAGUUGGGCUUGGGAGAGCUACAGCUGGUGCAGGUGCCUGUUUCAGCUGUGCCUGUCACUGCCGCCACUGUGGAAGAGUUGCAGGGGACGCUGGUGGAUGCCACUGGCAUGCCUAAAGAUGGGGAGCCGGUCAUCUGUCACACCCUGCCAUUGCCUGAGGGCUUCCAGGUGGUCAAAGUGGGUGCAAAUGGAGAAGUGGAAACUGUGGAGCAAGAUGAGCUCCAGGCCCAAGAUGAUCAGCCUUCACAUCAGGAGGAGGAGGAUAUGGUUGAGGCCCAAAAUGAAGACCCCGCCUGGUCCAAAGAUCCAGACUACACACCCCCUGUUAAAAAAGCCAAGAAGACAAAGAAAAGCAAGCUGCGUUAUAACACAGAGGGCGAUAAAGACAUGGACGUGUCUGUGUAUGACUUUGAGGAGGAGCAGCAGGAGGGACUGCUCUCUGAAGUCAAUGCUGAGAAAGUUGUGGGUAACAUGAAACCGCCCAAACCAACCAAAAUCAAGAAGAAAGGUGUUAAGAAGACAUUCCAGUGUGAGCUGUGCAGUUACACUUGCCCGCGCCGUUCCAAUCUGGACCGCCACAUGAAGAGCCACACAGAUGAGAGGCCUCACAAGUGCCAUCUUUGUGGACGAGCCUUCAGGACUGUGACGUUGCUGAGGAACCACCUCAACACCCACACCGGCACCAGACCACAUAAGUGCACUGACUGCGAUAUGGCCUUCGUCACCAGUGGAGAGCUGGUGCGACACCGACGCUACAAGCACACUCAUGAGAAGCCAUUCAAGUGCUCCAUGUGUGACUAUGCCAGUGUAGAGGUUAGCAAGCUGAAGCGCCACAUUCGCUCCCACACUGGAGAGCGUCCGUUCCAGUGCAGUCUGUGCAGUUAUGCUAGCAGAGAUACCUAUAAGCUGAAGAGACACAUGAGGACCCACUCAGGAGAGAAGCCCUAUGAGUGCUAUAUCUGUCAUGCACGUUUUACCCAGAGUGGUACCAUGAAGAUGCACAUACUGCAGAAGCACACAGAAAAUGUGGCAAAAUUUCACUGCCCCCACUGCGACACCGUUAUUGCCCGCAAGAGUGAUCUUGGUGUGCAUCUCCGUAAGCAGCAUUCCUACAUUGAGCAGGGCAGGAAGUGCCGUUACUGUGAUGCAGUGUUCCAUGAGCGCUACGCUCUCAUCCAGCAUCAGAAGUCCCACAAGAAUGAGAAACGCUUCAAGUGUGAUCAGUGUGACUAUGCAUGCCGUCAGGAGCGUCACAUGGUCAUGCACAAGCGCACCCAUACCGGGGAGAAGCCAUAUGCCUGCAGCCAAUGUGAGAAAACUUUCAGACAGAAACAGCUGCUGGACAUGCACUUUCGGCGCUAUCACGACCCCAAUUUUGUACCCACAUCCUUUGUAUGCACCAAGUGCGGCAAGACCUUCACUCGCAGGAAUACCAUGGCCAGACAUACAGAUAACUGCACUGGUAUGGAUUCUGGUGAUGGAGAGAAUGGAGCUCCACCCAAAAGGGGCCGAAAGAGGAAGAUGCGCUCUAGAAAGGAUGAUGAUGAUGAUGAUGAUGAUAGCGAUGAGCAUGGAGAUCCUGACCUUGAUGACAUUGAUGAAGAGGAAGAUGAGGAUCUUCUUGAUGAUGACCAGAUGGAUGUGGAACAGGCUCCACCCAGCGUUCCCAUCCCUGCGCCAGCUGAACCGCCUGUCAAGAGGAAACGUGGCAGACCCCCCAAGAAUGCACCCAAGGCUUCUCCUACCAAGUCCGUCGCCAAAACCACCACAGCAGCUGCUGCCAUUAUCCAGGUGGAGGAUGAAAGCACAGGGGCCAUUGAGAACAUCAUUGUGAAGAAGGAGCCUGAGGGUGUUGAUGCAGCUUUAGCUGCCCAGCCAGUGGUGGAGGAAGUGGAGGCUGUCGAGGCUGGUGUAGAAACAGUGCAGCUAGUCAUACCCGAAGCUGCGCCAAACGGUGAUCUUACUCCUGAAAUGAUCCUUAGCAUGAUGGACCGGUGAUCUGGGGAUACGUGUACAUGCACAGGCUGAUCACAAAUGCUUGCAUAAAUGCACAUCCCAAUAUUUGUCCCUCUAUUUUAUAUAUAUAUAUAUAUAUAUAUAU
Messenger RNA from Sinocyclocheilus grahami, 2728 nucleotides. RefSeq names its product transcriptional repressor CTCF-like. NCBI's taxonomy places the organism in Eukaryota, Metazoa, Chordata, Actinopteri, Cypriniformes, Cyprinidae. The coding region runs from base 100 to 2625 and encodes 841 amino acids. The record is from RefSeq and is a predicted model, not a curated record. Gene Ontology annotation, molecular function: DNA-binding transcription factor activity, RNA polymerase II-specific; RNA polymerase II transcription regulatory region sequence-specific DNA binding. Gene Ontology annotation, biological process: regulation of transcription by RNA polymerase II. Gene Ontology annotation, cellular component: nucleus. The transcript has 13 exons.